This is a messenger RNA of Plasmodium gallinaceum, 450 nucleotides long. Its product is annotated as ubiquitin-40S ribosomal protein S27a, putative. Gene Ontology annotation, cellular component: ribosome. The record is from RefSeq and is a predicted model, not a curated record. The transcript is spliced from 3 exons. NCBI's taxonomy places the organism in Eukaryota, Apicomplexa, Aconoidasida, Haemosporida, Plasmodiidae. Bases 1 to 450 code for a protein of 149 amino acids. Gene Ontology annotation, biological process: translation. Gene Ontology annotation, molecular function: protein binding; structural constituent of ribosome.
AUGAAAAUUUUAAUUAAUAUUCCUUAUGAUGACUCAUUAUGUAUUGAGUCAUCUAAUAUUAGUACUAUAAAGAAUGUUAAAGAACAAAUUUCAGAAUUAAAAGGUAUUCCUUUUGAGGUUCAAAAAUUAUAUAAAAACGGACGUCAAAUUGGAGAUGAAGAACUAAUUGAAAUAGAUGAAUCUGAAUUUGCAUACACUUUAGAUUUAAAUUUUGGUUUACUUGGUGGUGGAAAAAAAAAAAAGAAAAAAGUUUAUAAGAAACCAAAAAAAGAAAAACAUAAAAAAAAAAAAGUAAAAUUAGCAGUUUUAAAGUUUUAUAAAGUAGGAGAUGAUGGUAAAGUUUUCAGAUUAAAAAGACAAUGUGAUAAUUGUGCACCAGGAACAUUAAUGGCUUCUCAUUUUAAUAGAGAUUACUGUGGUAGAUGUAAUCUUACAAUUAUGAAAAAAUAA